AUGAGCCAAUACGCAAACUCAAGCCUACCUGAGUUUCCAUCCGACUUGAUUGAAGCAGUUCAACACGCCCACGAAGAAGCUGCCGGGGAAAGUGCCACCGAAGAGCCAUGCGUCUUUGUGCUUGCUCAUGAAAGCAUGCUGAGUAACGCCGAAUCAGAAUUCAUCAUUGAGGGUGUAUUAAGCACCCUAGACUCAGCGAACCAAAAAGUGAUGGAAUUAUUCAAGGAAUAUUAUACAGGCUAUCAGCGGUCUGACUUCUAUGCCCAAGGAACUUGGCAAAAUAUCGGAGAAAACUCCGUCGGCUGGUAUGUGUCGGGGAACGGGACAUUGGCUCUGGAAAUUCAUGAUAACGAGAGGAAAACUUGUCGAAUAUAUGCCGAAAAACACGAAAUUGAGUGA
This is a messenger RNA of Penicillium cosmopolitanum, 399 nucleotides long. RefSeq lists its product as uncharacterized. The transcript has a single exon. The record is from RefSeq and is a predicted model, not a curated record. Lineage: Eukaryota; Fungi; Ascomycota; Eurotiomycetes; Eurotiales; Aspergillaceae. Bases 1 to 399 code for a protein of 132 amino acids.